GCAACGGCCGGCUCCCAGCGCGGCCUUAGCAACGGCCCGCCUCGUGCGCCAGCCAGGAGGGGGAGGGCCGCUAUUGUGCUACGCAGGCUCGGGCGGGGGAGCAGUUUGGGGACAUGGCAUCCGGCCAUCGAACAACUUUAGACCAAUGGAAGAAAAAAGCAGCGAAACUUGAAUUGAGUGAUGCCCAAAAACAAGAAAUAAAAGAGGCCUUCGACUUAUUCGAUGUUGACAGUUCUGGAACCAUAGACGUGAAAGAAUUGAAGAUUGCAAUGCGGGCCUUAGGGUUUGAGCCAAAGAAAGAAGAAAUCAGACAAAUGAUAGCGGAAAUCGACAAAGAAGGAAAUGGCACCAUUUGUUUUGAAGACUUUUUUGCCGUUAUGAGUGUGAAAAUGGUACAGUUACUCUACUUGUCAAAGAAAUGCCUUCAGAGCCUGUACAUGGCUGGGGCUGGAGCAUUGGGAUUUCUUGGAGGAACUGGAACUAGUUCUUUAAGGAGUGAAAAGGAUGAGAAAGAAGAAAUACUGAAGGCUUUUAAAUUAUUUGACGACGAUGCUACUGGCAGCAUAUCACUAAAUAACAUCAAGAGGGUUGCCAAGGAACUAGGGGAAAACUUAACAGAAGAUGAAUUGCAGGAAAUGCUCGAUGAAGCAGAUCGCGAUGGGGAUGGAGAGAUUAACGAGGAGGAGUUUUUGAGGAUGAUGAGGAGGACCAGUCUUUAUUAGCUCUGCUUCUUGCCUUCUAGGAAGUUUUGACAGCGUGCCUGUUAAGCAGUUCAAUAAUGUGAUACUUUGGCUCAUUCAUUUCCAUUUUUAGUUUAUAUGCUCAGCUUAGUCUCUUGGUGUCUAAUCUAUGCAAGAACAUCAUUAAUUCUGUAGUAGCAACAAUAAAAAAUGCAUGACUUAUUUGAACCUUGAACCCCCAAACAGUAUUUUUACAUGCUAUUUUUAAAGCUCUAGGUUCCAAAGACAUUCAAAAUUUAUUUUUCAGUUAAUAAACUUGGCUCCCACAUCCAAAUGAAAUUGUUUAUAAAAAAAAUCUGAAAAUAAUAUUUUUCCAUUAUAUCUUUUUGUAUGACUUUAAAAACACCAACAAACUUGUUUUGUUAAUCAUUUCUUCAAAUAUGUAAAGUAUUAAUAAAAUUGAUUGAUGUAA
This is a messenger RNA of Peromyscus eremicus (cactus mouse), 1152 nucleotides long. Its product is annotated as centrin-4. NCBI's taxonomy places the organism in Eukaryota, Metazoa, Chordata, Mammalia, Rodentia, Cricetidae. The coding region runs from base 114 to 722 and encodes 202 amino acids. The record is from RefSeq and is a predicted model, not a curated record. The transcript has 5 exons. Gene Ontology annotation, molecular function: calcium ion binding. Gene Ontology annotation, cellular component: centrosome; centriole. Gene Ontology annotation, biological process: mitotic cell cycle; centriole replication; nucleotide-excision repair.